AUGGCUUCGACCAACAACGUGCCUACAUUCGACGGAUUCGAUGUGUCAACGGAGCAAUUUUCCUCAUGGGCUGAAAGACUGGAAAAUCAUCUCAGCCUACACGACGUGUCAAACGAGGAAAAGAGAAAGAACGCAGUCAUAUCGUGGAUGGGAGCUGAUGCCUACCGGAAACUCAUGGACAGAGUGCAACCCGAGAGGAAGCCAAAAGAUCUCAGUUUCGUGGAAAUCGUUGAAGUUCUCCGAAAGGUCUACGAACCAUUGAAAAACAAAUGGUCUUCUCGCAGCGCAUUCAGGAAGGUCCGUCAGUCGGCAGGUGAAUCCCUAAGCACUUUCGAAAAUCGGCUUCGUCACGCCGCAGUCGAUUGUCAUUUCUCAGCGGACCAACUCCAGGAGAGAUUGAUAGAACAAUUCACUGAAGGUCUUGAAGACAAGCAAAUCAUGCAGAAAAUUCUCAUGAAAGAAGGAGAUUUCACCAAGUUGGCAGAAGUUUCCCUGCUAGCUAACACGUUCCUGUCGAUCAGGAAAGCAACGAGCGCAAUCCACGACAAUGGAUCUGCGCAACAAGACGUGAAUAAAAUCUCGACUCGUGGAUUCCGGAAGAAAACGUAUCAAAAACCCCUGAGAAAGAACUCUGAAUACCCUGCAAGCUCAAAUCAACCGGGGUGCUACAGAUGCGGAGACAAAGGUCAUUCGGCGAAAACUUGCCGAUACCAAGGUGUGAAGUGCGCUGGGUGCGGACUAGUCGGUCACCUGAAAAAAGCGUGCCGACGGACCACUCUCUCGAAUCAAAACUAUCUCGAGGAGGUCCCAUUUCGCUAUGUCAACUCGAAGGACCCAAUUCGAGUUGAAGUGGAUAUUGAGCAACACGCACUUCAAAUGGAGAUCGACACAGGGAGUGGGAUUUCCACGAUGCCCCUUAAGACAUUCAGAAGAAUCGCUCCCCAACAUGAACUUCACGAGAAUAAUAUUCAACUACGAAGCGCGACUGGAGAAAUAUUCCAACCGCAUUCCUUUGCCAACGUCAGCGUCGUCUACGGAGACCAGGAAAAAUCACUACGACUAUAUCUCAUGGAGAAUGACAAAUUCCCUGAGUUGAUAGGUCGCGACUGGCUCCGUGAACUCCCAUUGCAUUGGUCUAAACUGCUGACAGGCGAAAAUAAGGUACAUCAUCUGAACGCUUCAAAUCAAAAUAGCAGCUACGGAGCCUCAGAUACAGAGGACUUCAAAAGCAAAGCCCGGAAAUUACUCGGGAAGUACGAGAAUCUCACGAAACCGGGCAUAGGAUGUAUCCCGAAUAGCGAGGCGAGACUGGAACUGACAUCGGAGGAUCCAGCGCCAUAUACCUCAGGCGCUCAUCAACCGGCUGAAGCCUUGAUCGAAAAAACCAACAAGGAGCUCGACUUCCUAGAAGAAUACGGAGUAAUCACCAAAGUGAACACAAGCGAAUGGAGCCAUCCGAUGUGUGUCGUUCCCAGAGCGAAAGGCAAGAAGGUCAGGAUCUGUGGGAACUUCAAAGCAGGAAUAAAUCGUCACAUAAAGAUAGACUCCCAUCCUCUCAAGAACAUCAGACAUGCGCUCGAUAACAUUGGGAAUGGGAAAACUUUCUCCAAGCUUGACGUAUUCUCUGCGUUCCUCCACCUGCCUGUUCGUGAAAAGGAUCGGAAGUACUUGAUUGUGAACACUCACAGAGGCUUAUACCAGUUCAACAGAAUGGCGAACGGCCUGUCCAAUGCCCCAGCGAUCUGGCAGAGGUUCAUCGAGGGUGUUCUCGCAGACAUUCCAGGUUGCGAGUGCGUAAUGGACGACAUUCUGGUUACUGGAGCCACGAACGAGGAGCAUCUACGGAGGCUUGACACAGUGUUCUCUCGUCUCAACGAGCACGACAUUCGCCUGAAUUCAGAAAAAUGUGUCUUCUUCGAAGAAUCGGUGACAUACUGCGGGUUCCUCAUCAAAAAUCAAGAAAUACAUAAAUGCGACGAUAAAGUCAAAGCGAUCCGCGAAGCGCCGUCACCCAAGAACGCAUCCGACUUGCGAUCAUUCCUCGGCAUCAUUCAAUUCUACUCAGGAUUCGCAGCACGUUUAGCUGAUUUGGCACACCCUUUGUACUCGUUGCUGAAAUCAAACGCUAAAUUCCUGUGGGAUUCGAGUAUGGAGAAAUCAUUCCAAGCCGUAAAGGAAGAACUUUGCUCGCCGAGGGUGUUGGUACCCUUCGAUCCGAAGCGACCACUGUUACUCGCCACCGAUGCUUCACCGUUCGGAAUUUCAGCUGUCUUGUCCCACCGCUAUCCGGAUAAAUCAGAGCGCCCGAUCGCGUAUUAUUCCCGGGUUCUAACAGACACCGAGAAAAAAUACAGCCAGAUUGACAAAGAAGCGCUCGGAAUCAAGACGGGCGUCGAAAGAUUUUUCUAUUACCUGUUCGGGCGACGAUUCGAGUUGAUAACCGACUCCAGACCACUCGUGCAGAUAUUCCAUCCUUCAAGAAACCUGCCUCCGCUGUCAGCAACCCGUAUGCAACAUUAUUCGAUCUACCUAUUGGCCUUCAACUUCGACAUCGUGUACAGAAAAUCAGAGAAGCAUGGGAAUGCAGACGCAUUGUCCCGACUGCCAGCAAGAAGUGAACGACUACAGGAGAUGGACGCUUCGGAUUGUUUCAUCGUAAACCUAAUCUCCGAAACCCCGUUACGUUUCGAAGAAAUAGUGCAGGAAACGAAAAGUGAUCCAGAAUUGAAACCACUCUUGAAGUUCUUCAGAGAGCCAAGGAGUUGCAAGGAUGCCCCGAGAUUCUUUGGCUUAGACGCGUGCGAGUUCAGUCUCCAUCAGGACUCAGCAUUACUCAGAGGCCAUCGUAUCGUCAUACCGAAAAACUGCCGAGAGCAGGUGCUCACGGAGUUGCAUGAAGGACACUACGGAGAACGCAAAAUGACGGAACUCGCCCGUCGCUUCGUCUGGUGGCCAAAUAUAUCCCAUGACAUAAAGGCGCUAUCCCGAUCGUGUCCCGCCUGCUUGGCAUGUGCUCGAAAUCCACCAAAAGAAGUCAUACAUAGCAGGAAACCGUGCAAAUUUCCCUUCGAGAGAAUUCAUCUGGAUUAUGCCGGCCCGAUCAAAGGGAAAUACAUCUUACUAAUUGUGGACGCUUUCAGCAAGUGGUUAGAAGCAUUCAUAACUAACGACAAAACGUCAAGUACGACUCUCAAACAUCUCAAGGAUACGAUUGCUCGUUUUGGGAUCCCAUCCGUAAUCGUAACGGAUAAUGACCCAACCUUCGUAUCCGAACAGAUGAAGAGAUUCUGCGCCACAAACGGAAUUCGGAAAAUGACUUCACCGCCAUUUCACCCCGCAUCAAACGGCCAAGUGGAACGCUACGUGGGCACCAUGAAAACAGCUCUCAAGAAAUUUUCGCUCGAAAAACAGGAUCUGGCCGAUAGUUUAGCUAGAUUUCUGUUUAGACAGCGAAUGGUUUCAAGCUCCUCAGGAGAAAGCCCCGCUUCCAUCAUGCUCGGUCGAGAACUGCGCUCGAGACUUGACCUCUUACGCGAACCAUCGUUGCCUAAACCGAUCGACGAGACAGAAUCGAAAUUCGCCAUCGGCGAACCAGUCAGCGUUAGAGACUACAGGUCUCGUCAUCAGAAAUGGACCUCGGGUCGAGUGAAGAAGAACUGCGGCUCUAGAAUCUGCGAAGUGUCGGUCCCAAGCGGUACAUGGAGAAGACACUACGAGCAGAUUCGAAAACGCACCGACAAAAACUCAGACACAAGUCAUGAACUCGACUGCUUGAUCGACUGUGAAAUUAACAUCCCGAAAGAAACCACAGGUCCCGAAGUUCCAGAAAUCGAAGGAACACCAUCAGAAUCUCAUGCAAGCAGAGACCAGCAAGCAACAAACCAAGAGGAACAACAUCCUUCGGAAGAGUCAAACGACGACUCCCCGGUGGGGGAAGAGGAACCACUAACAAACGAGAGUGCCCCCCAGAAGAACCAACAGAAGACUACCGUCAGAGAAUCUUCGAGACGAAACAAAGGAGUACCUCCGAAACGCUACGGAGACGAAGAUGAAAGUAAUUGUGGAAGCAUGUAA
Messenger RNA from Galendromus occidentalis (western predatory mite), 4074 nucleotides. RefSeq lists its product as uncharacterized. Gene Ontology annotation, biological process: DNA integration. The transcript has a single exon. Lineage: Eukaryota; Metazoa; Arthropoda; Arachnida; Mesostigmata; Phytoseiidae. The coding region runs from base 1 to 4074 and encodes 1357 amino acids. The record is from RefSeq and is a predicted model, not a curated record. Gene Ontology annotation, molecular function: nucleic acid binding; zinc ion binding.